GAUGAUACUUGGUUCACGUGUGAACGUCCGCUUGCAGUACACUGCAUGGCUGUAGAUUGUAGCUCCUUGGCUGUUCGGGACCGUGCUCGCACGUUUGCCACUUGCCUUUAUUAAUUAGUAAGAAAGAUAAAAUUCAGGCGUGAGGCAGAUCGUGCACCAGGAAACGUGAGGCGUGAGGAGGAUUCAUCAAAUACGCAAAGAAGAUACUCCAUUCUCAUUCGACUGCCUCAUCGUCUCUGCACGGUCAGGAUGCAUUGUAUCAUUCCAAAGCAAGAAAGGAUGAUCAUUCAUCUAUGCAAACUCUGAUGCAGAGUAGAGCAUCUGAUAGGAAUGGCACGUGGACAGCAGAAAAUCCAGUCACAGGCCAAAGCAGCUGAGAAGGCUGCAAAAGUAAAGAAGCAACAAGGUCAUAGUGCCAAUGACCAAAAGAAAGCUGCACAGAAAGCCCUUGUUCAUGUCUGUGCAGUAUGCAAGGCACAGAUGCCAGAUCCAAAAACCUACAAACAACACUUUGAAAACAAACAUCCGAAGAAUGACCUGCCGGAUGACCUAAAAAAUAUAUGAGGGUAGAGGUCCUUUACACUCUUGUGGAUAGGUGGAGAAGAGGAAACAAAAGGAGACGAGAACGCCAGUUUGUGCAACUAACUCACGACGUGAUAUAGUUUAAGAUUCAUCUAACAAUUGAUUAACUUCAAACAGAGAAAUAAAUUACACUCCAUUGCUGCGUUAUCAAGAAACCUCAGUACAUGGAGUAAAUUUUAUGCACAAUCCCAUUAAGUCAUAAAAUCAGUGGUUUAACUGAAUUCAAAAAUAAAUAAAAAAACAAGUGACUUCAGAGUCAAAGCACUUUUUGAAAAAUGUCCGAAACACACAUGGAAUUGCGCUUAGCCGUAAAUAAUUGACAAAGUCUGUACCAUGGUUGUGAAACGUUACAGAUAAACAGUGUAUACCCGGAUUUCGCGGACGUACACGCUCAGCUGAAUAGAUUCAUAUGCAAUCUGAAAUAAGGCUAUGAAAAAGAAAAGUAAAGUAUUAUUGACAGGACUCUUUUUCGACGAAGAUGCUUCAUUUUAUACAAUCGAUUGCUUCUCUUUCACGUAAUUUAUCGAAGAUCUUUUGCCCAAGUUUAUACAUUUUCCUUUCUGUAAAGCAAUGGAUUCUAUAAAGCAUUUACUCUUUAGGUCAUCAAAUCACCUGUCCAUCAUCCAAGAAAGUAACUGCAAUCAAUGGUUAAUUCUUAAUAUAUUGAUUGUGUAGCUUAUGAAAAAGUUAGAGAAAUAAUAUUCCUCGUUAAUUAUCAUACGAAAAUAUGUAAAUAACGACUGGAAAAUAACUGCCAAGGUCCGGUCUGCCUGUGAUCAUCCUUUUUGAAAGUCUUUUACUUAAUUUUACAUUUUAGUCAGGCCUCAAAUACAAUAAUCAAUUAUUUUUUGUGAAAUAUCAUCUGCCUACCGUCAACAGAUGAUUCUGAUUACCUUAAUCUGUUAAACUUCAUUUGCGUUGUGACUAUUAAAAUAGUAAUGAAGCCUAAGACAAUUUAUAUAUAUUAGUUAUUCAAUUUUGACGGCUAUCCGAAUCUAACUCAUAACUUGCGGUACGUAAUUUACCUGCGAUAUUGAUCAAAAAUGUAAUUAAUUUCCUUAAUCAUACUUGAGUUAAUACUGUGAUGACGAACGGUCAUUCUAAUUCCAAGUAAAUUACCCUGCUGAUUUUUACGAAUUGAGGAAUGAGUGCCAAAAAUAGUGAACAGUAUCUUAUGUCAAGUAUGGUUUUGGAAACCAUUAAAGUCGAUCAUAUGGUGUUAAAAUAAAGGAUAAGUGUCUUACAAAAUUCGUAUUGUAAAACAAAUGUCCUCAUCUUCAGAUAUAACUAUCAGCGUUCGUUAUCGGUAGGGAUAAUAAAAAGUUCAAGCAAAUACUUAAUAACUUUUGGGAUAAUUAUAUGGCAUCAUGUAUCUUGUAUUGUCCUAAUUACAUUAUUUUACAUCAUAUUGCCGUUUUGUCACUCAAUCUGAUUGUGCACCGUUGCGGGUAAUUGUACACUUGUAAUUUUCUGUCGCGUAAACCAUGUGAUUCGUUUGAAAAUGACUCUUAUGAAAGAACAAAGCAGAUAUGACAUCAAUCUAAUAAAUUUUAUUGGUCGUUAA
Messenger RNA from Cephus cinctus (wheat stem sawfly), 2146 nucleotides. Its product is annotated as zinc finger protein 706. The coding region runs from base 331 to 564 and encodes 77 amino acids. The record is from RefSeq and is a predicted model, not a curated record. Lineage: Eukaryota; Metazoa; Arthropoda; Insecta; Hymenoptera; Cephidae. The transcript is spliced from 4 exons.